Molecule: messenger RNA, 1212 nt
Organism: Letharia columbiana
Lineage: Eukaryota; Fungi; Ascomycota; Lecanoromycetes; Lecanorales; Parmeliaceae
Exons: 1
Coding region: 1-1212 (403 amino acids)
Biological process (GO): nuclear envelope organization
Cellular component (GO): Nem1-Spo7 phosphatase complex
Molecular function (GO): phosphoprotein phosphatase activity; protein phosphatase regulator activity
Source: RefSeq, a predicted model, not a curated record
AUGUCCGGCUCCAAGCUUGACCAAAUUGUCAAAGGCGCUCCUCCGCCAGGCACUUCAGUCCCUUCCGUCGUCUCUAGAUCAUCUUCACCAGCUCCAUUAGCAGAGAAAACGGAGUUGGGAGAUCCAACAUCAUCCCCUCCUUUGGUAACUUCGGACCCACUCGCGACGCUUCCUUCUUCACCUCCGCAAAUAUACCUCAAUCUUCUCAUCGUUGAAGCUUCCCUCCGUUCUCAAUAUUUAACCCUGCGCGCUCGUAGGAGGCAGAAUACAUUCUUCUUGCUCCUGCUUGUUAUCUGGAUCACUGGCUUUUCAUAUCUCUUGUUCCUGCGUCCACGCGAGGAUGGAAGCGGAGUGGGUGGCUCCGUCUACUGGGUGGUCGAAAUGGGAGAGAAGGUUGCAUUGAUGGGAGGGGUAGUUACUGGAGUCCUAAUAUGGGGGACGGGCCAAUGGGAUCGGGGGGUGAGAUGGCCACGGCGCUGGGUAGGCAUUACAAAUCGAGGCUUGAGGAGUAUGAAUGCAAAAAUCGUUGUUAUCAAAGGGCCUUGGUGGAAGGAGAUGUUGGGCCAUCUUUCCUUUCUCUUUCCCUAUUCCUCUUUUUUCCCCACUCAAGGAUCUUCCUAUCAUUACAUAGAUCACGUUACCGAGAAACACGGCUCAGGUGGUAUCCGGCCCAUGUUUGAAGAGGAAGAGGGUGCACCGCGAGAGGAGGAUCUUUCGCCUGGAGGUGACUACAUCAAACUUCUACUGUUGCCUAAGCCUUUUUCUCCGGACUUUCGUGAGAAUUGGGAAUUAUAUCGUCUGGAGUACUGGGAGAAGGAAAAUGAGAGACGAGCACACCUGCGACACCUGGUGCAAAGAAGUGAAAGAGAGCUGGCACAAAGGCAUGGCGGGUGGGUCUGGUGGGUGGGAGGGCGAGGACGCAAGAGGGUGCAGAACACUAGUGGAAAGGGUGAUAUCGAGAAAAUCCAUCAUAAGCACCAACUCGAAAAAGAAGGGAAAAGGCACUCUUUCAUAAGGUCGGACUCACAUUCUCGAAACACUUCUCGCAGCAGUACUCCAUCGAACGUUGAAGGGGAGGAGCGGCCUACUCGGACACGGCGAGGCAGCACCACUAUGAGUGCCAGUGAACGGAGAAGAAAGGCAACCAGAUCUUCUACAUCCGCAGAAAAUAGCCACCUCUCCAAGCUUACCCCGGUCAGUCGCCCAGCUUAG